Messenger RNA from Fonsecaea erecta, 336 nucleotides. RefSeq lists its product as hypothetical. The transcript has a single exon. NCBI's taxonomy places the organism in Eukaryota, Fungi, Ascomycota, Eurotiomycetes, Chaetothyriales, Herpotrichiellaceae. The coding region runs from base 1 to 336 and encodes 111 amino acids. The record is from RefSeq and is a predicted model, not a curated record.
AUGAAGCAACAGGCUCUAGCUCUCCUCAUGACCAUUUGUCGUGGCCAGCCACUUCUCAUAAAAUAUGUGCUGAGACAGCCUCGCUUUACAUCUACCUCGACUGCGAAGACGGAAUCUUUGGACAAGCCAGCCAAUGCACAGGAAACUGCAAAAAAGAAAGAGGCGGUUGAUAAGAUGAAGAAGAUGCAAAAGAGCAUGGCUGACGCCGAUGAGGAAAUGCGGCAAGCCAUGGAGAAUCUAGCGGGAGAUGGGGGAGAGGCUGGACUCGAGCUAGAGGAUGGCAAGCCUGUUGCCAUGAAGCGGGGUGUUCGAGAGAACAUGUUCAGAUAUAUUUGA